CUCUUCUCUCCACUGGAUGGUUGUUUAGUGACCCAGAUCUGGUCAGCUUUGUCCAGCUUGUGGUAGACGAGGACCGGGAACAGCUUCUGAACGCCUGUCGUAAUUUUGUGCGAGUUCUUAUCUUGACCAAUGAAAACGAUGAAGUGUUCACGUGUGGGACAAAUGCAUUCACCCCGGUCUGCACCUGGAGAAAUGUGAGCCACCUGGCACAGGUAACAAACUCCGUGGACGGCCGAGGGAUGUGCCCCUUUAGCCCAGACUACAACGCUACUGCUUUGAUGACCUCAGACGGGUUUCUCUACGCCGCCACGGUGAUCGAUUUCUCCGCCAGGGAUCCGGUCAUCACCCGACGGCUGGCUCCUGUGGGACUCCGAACCAUGCAGCAUGACUCCAAAUGGUUGAAUGAACCCAACUUCGUCUCCGCCUAUGAAAUCAACAACUUCGUGUACUUUUUCUUCCGUGAGACGGCGGUGGAAUACAUCAACUGUGGAAAGAGGAUCUACUCCCGGAUGGCUCGUGUGUGUAAGAACGACAAAGGAGGCUCCUUCUCCUUACAACAUAUUUGGACCUCUUACCACAAAGCCAGGCUCAAUUGUUCGUUGCCCGGGAACUUUCCUUUUUAUUUCGACGAACUGCACGGGACUUUCUACUCUGAAGAUGAGGAACUCAUUUAUGCGGUUUUUUCUACCCCACAAAACAGCAUUGCUGGCUCUGCUGUUUGCGUUUACAACAUGACGGCAUUGACCGACUCCUUCGACGGUCCUUUCAAAUUUCAGGAAGGGCCGUCGGCAGCCUGGCAGAUGAAUGAAAACAACUUUUGUGAGAGUCAGAACUCCAACAGCAAGCGGUCCUCGGAACAGUCGACAGACUUCCUGAUGGCAGCCAAGAAAUAUCAGCUCAUGGAUCGAGCCGUUCAGUCCCGCGAAACAGGGCCCCUAAUCAUGAGAGAAAACGAAAGGUGGACCCACAUUGUCGUGGAUCAUGUUCCCACCAAACUCCACCUACAGGAUGUUCUCUUUCUGGCCACAGAAGACGGGAAACUUCGCAAGAUGCUGCGGCUGCCAGGGACUGACAAAACCUGUCUCAUCGAGGAAAUCAAAAUUGUUUCAAACGGUCGUCCAAGGCCAGUAACCAACAUGAGGUUAUCAUCCAGAAAAGGUGCUAUCUACAUCACUACAGAAGGCGACAUUUUGAAAGUUCAAGUGGAGCGAUGUAACAGGUUCACAACUGCCAUGCUGUGCCUGAAUGCACAAGACCCUUACUGUGGGUGGGACUCUCAUACUCAGUCCUGCUCUCCUGCACCUGGAGGUAAUGUUCACUCUCAAUAUUGGGAGCAAGAUAUCAGACACUGUCCCAUCCUGGAUUCACCAAUUGAUGGUGGUUGGUCUGAUUGGUCGCAGUGGAGUGUGUGUCGCCAGGUUGGACAUGACCGACUGGUUGAACAGUGUCUUUGUAGAUUAAGAUCUUGUGAUCAUCCUCGACCAGCCAACCGUGGCUGGGAGUGCAGAGGGCCUUCAAUGGAGAUUAGUAACUGUACAGUUCAUGGUGGCUGGACAGAGUGGUCUGCCUGGUCGGCCUGCUCCCAGACUUGUGGCUUUGCUAUGAGACAGAGGACUCGCCAGUGUGGCAACCCUGCGCCAAAGUUUGGAGGUGACACAUGCACAGGCAGUGACAAGGAGGAGGCUUACUGCUCAGACAGUCCUGAGUGUCCGAUGGUCCCGGUGGAUGGGGACUGGUCAGGAUGGUCUGGCUGGAGCACCUGCACGGCCAACUGCAACAGUGGAAUACAGACUCGCAAACGCUCCUGCGACCGCCCCCCUCCGAUUCGAGGGGGUAUCUUCUGCAUGGGCAACAGGGAGGAGUGGAGAAUGUGUAAUACUCAGAAAUGCCCAGAAUUAUCUAAAACAUCACCUUGGACUGAGUGGGUACAAACCAAUCGAACCUCAGCAGGGUACUUACAGCAACGGUUUCGCUUCACUUGUCGAGCAAAUGUUGAGACCAGCAAAGAUAUUAAGACAACAUUUGCUAAGAGUCAAGCAAAGUUUUGCUUCAAUGAUCAGAAGGGCUGCUACAAGCCCAAAGAACUGUCCAACAGCCUCACAAGCAUUGAUACUUUCUCUUCUAUGGAUACUGUGCUGAAAAAUUACUGCAAGCAGCGCAGAAGACUGUUUAAAAAUUACUGCAGUUGUCGAACAUUAGGCGUGUUUCUAGUGUGUCAGAAGUGUGGAUUCGGAUGA
Candidula unifasciata is the source of this 2237-nucleotide messenger RNA. Lineage: Eukaryota; Metazoa; Mollusca; Gastropoda; Stylommatophora; Geomitridae. The record is from the annotation of a GenBank genome assembly.